Molecule: messenger RNA, 6245 nt
Organism: Lethenteron reissneri (Far Eastern brook lamprey)
Lineage: Eukaryota; Metazoa; Chordata; Hyperoartia; Petromyzontiformes; Petromyzontidae
Product: zinc finger and BTB domain-containing protein 39-like
Biological process (GO): regulation of transcription by RNA polymerase II
Molecular function (GO): DNA-binding transcription factor activity, RNA polymerase II-specific; protein binding; RNA polymerase II cis-regulatory region sequence-specific DNA binding
Source: RefSeq, a predicted model, not a curated record
CAAGGCUUCAAGAGGUGGUGGUGGUGAAGAGGAAGUACCUCACCUCCGGCAGCGCGGGGAUGUGAACCUGUACGCCUUCGCACCGGGGAGCACGUCGCAAGCGGCGGCGCUUGCGUGCGUGCGUGCGCGAUGUCCACCGGGGAGAUGGAGGAGCCGGCGGACGAGCAGAUCAGCCUGUCGACGGGGAAGCAGCUGUCGGACCUGCUGCGUGAGCUGAGCGCCUUGUGGCUGCGCGGUUCCUUCUGCGACGCCGUCGUAGAGGUGCAGAGCCGGCGCUACCUCGCGCACAAGGCCGUGCUGAGCAGCACCUGCACCUACUUUCGCGGCAUCUUCCUCGACACGCCCUGCAGCAACAUGGGGCCCUUCGUGGUGGACUUCCUCACGGAGAAGACCUUCGACCAGGUCCUGGACUUCGUCUACAAGGGCAAUGUGAGCGUCGGACGGGAAGACCUCCGCGAGCUGCUCAAAGCUGCCCAGAGCUUAGGCAUCGAGUGUCUGGAGGAGGUGUGCCGGGUGUUCGUCACGGACGACGUGGAAGACUGCUUCCCGGACAAGGACACUGACGCAACGUACAUCUCGGAGAGCGGGCAGUACGACUGCGUCGAGGAAGGCGACGACACCCCGGGAUGCAGCUACAACUCCUUCGGGCAGUGCAACGGGGAGGACAGCAAGAGCCCCCCGCCUGCCAAGCAGGCCGCGCAGUCCUCGAGCGAGGAGGACCUGCCCCAGUUCGCGGCGCUCGACAAGGAGAGCGCGAGCAAUACGGAACCGUUCCCGGACCUCUGCCUGGUGAAGACGGAGAUGCCGGACGGCGGCCAGCAGUGCUCGUUCGCGCUGUCCGACGAGAACACUCCGCAGUCCGAGUUGCAGCUCGACGACCAGAGCCUGGAGAUCCUGCAGAGCGGACAGAGCUCCAACAACUUCCUGCGCGCCAUGGAGAAGACGCUGAACAUGAUCCCGCUGGCCGGCAGUACGCAGCAGCAGCAGCAGCAGUGCGACCUCCUCAACGGCAACGCAGCGCCGACCACCGCCGCGCUGGUCUCAAACGGGCAGCUGCGGUGCCAGGCGUGCGGCGAGCACGUAGAGGAGAGCGUGUCGUGCCUGCGCGAGCACUCGUGCGGGCACCUCGACAUGGAGACGCUGGCGUGCCGCGUGUGCGGCGCCAUGUUCAGCCACAUCAGCGUGGCGGUGGAGCACACGCUGGCGCACACGGGCGUGGCGCUGUCCGCCUGCAAGCACUGCGGCAAAAAGUUCCUGUCGGAGAAGAGCCUCGCGCUGCACUACAAAAGUCACUGCCGCCGUCGCAGGCCGCAAAUCAAGGGCGGCCGACUGUCGUGGCAUCCAGACCCCGAUGCGCAGGAGUCGACGGAGAGCGCGCCAUGCCAGGUGUGCGGCGUGGCCGUGCAGAAGAAGAUGGCUGCGUUGUGGAACCACGCGCGAUUGCACGUGGAUUCGGAGCUCCUGUCGUGCCGCGUGUGCGGCCUGCAAUCGACGCGGCGCAAUCUCGUCAAGCACGGCCUCAUCCACCUGGGCGUCUUCCUCUUCACGUGUGACGCCUGCCGCAAGCGCUUUCUCUUCCGCAACCAGCUGCUUCGCCACCAGAAGGAGCGUUGUCGUGGACAGGGAGAACCGCCCCUGCCCGGCGUGCUCUCACCCUCCGCGCAAUUGCCGCUCGACGCCGCCUGCGUUUAACGGCGCGUGAUGCACUAGGGCGCUUUUGCGAACAAUCUUUUGCCGGCGACCCAUCACCGGCAAACGCAGUCAACCACGAGCGCCCGUGGCACCUCGGUUGGAAAUUACAAUAAUCUGCCCACUCGGCCAUCGCUUCGUGCAGUCCACUGUUACAAUCGCUCGGUACAAAACAUGAUAGCAUAAGCUUUGCGUACCGGAAAAUCGGUCGCAAGGCCAUCUCUUUCAUUCAUCCUCAUUGCACUGAUGUACUGACAUGAAGCUGCCAGCUGACAUGAAGCCGCCAGCUCUCAAAUGAGGAGGGCUUGCAGCCAGGCAGUCUCUUGAUUUAUGCAACCCGAUUGGAAGUUGCUGGUCAGAUUUGUUCUGAUCGUGGGCAACGCCAUUUUUACAAUAUGAAAUGCUGCGAAAACUGACACCGGUGACAAUUGCAUACGAUGAUUGGCAUAAAAUUGCCCAAGUGGAUAAUGGCAUUGAGUGGACAACGUUAACUGGGGCAUGUUUUAGGCUCAACCGUUGCUGGCAUUGCAUUUAUCACAAGCAACAACGAGACGCUUGUUGAUGAGUGUGUUUCAUGAACAGUGCUUGGUCUACAAAGCACACAAUUUUUGUUGGUCAUGUUACCUCUGUGAUCUGAUUUGAAGUCAUUCUUCCCAGUUUCCCACUAGGGGGAGCAGUGGUUGUUAUAAUUGGGCAACUAAUGUUUUUUUCCCAACAUAAAAUGGUGCAGAAACUAUUACCAGCGAGGGUUGCCAGCAACGAUUGCCCUAAAAUUGCCGCAGUAUACAAUGACCAUUCGGGAUCCGACCCUAAUCGACCUUGCGCGUUGCUCCUCGGACGGCUCGCCAACCCUAAUCUACAGACCCUAACCCACCCGACCGCCCGAGUUUCUGGGCACCAUUUCACGUUUGACACUUCGACCACGGCGGCUGUCGGAUGGCGAUCUGCAAUAAACGACAGCAGCACUGCUCCUCCCCGUGUGGCUCUUCAAUCGUAGAAGUAGAUUUUUCCAAGACAGCCUUUGGAGUGACUGGAAUUUCACAAAAAAUGUAUUAUAUUUCGCUUGUUAAUCUCUCUCUGAUUGGCGAUAGCUGGUUGGUGCGAUCAUUGCACAUUAACACUGUUGUGUUAGAUGCUUGGAAAUAUGGGUGGUUUUGAUUUUUUUAUACACAUUGUAUUUAUACGGGAUAUUACGCAAGGUUGCGCAAUGUUUAUUUAAUGCGGUGGUUACAAUUUUCUCUUGUUUUUCGCUAUCGUCUGAUUUUUGAGCACGAAAAGUGAUUGUAGUGUGACGGACGAUCAUCCACGGCAGACACAGGGUAUCGCCACCGCUUUUCGGGCAAUGGUUCACCCUGCAGCUCAUUGUUGUACAUUAACCAUGGAGUACCAACUCUUUGUAGGGGCAAGACAUGUUUUAUAAUGAGAAAUUACCCCUCCCGAGCCCAUAAAAUUAACUCUCAUUGGUUUGUCUCAUUGGUUUGUUAUGAGUAAGAAUAUAAUAUGAAGCCAAAUGUUCACAAACAUUGUGAUAAGCUUCAGAGAAUCUAAGAGUUGAUGCAACACCCAAUGUUGUUAGCCACUGGGUGCUUCCAGGGUAUAAAUGUUUAGCGUGCGUCUCUUAACAGUUGUGUGUUAAUGUGUUUAAUUUAUCUGUGUAUAUAUUGUGUGUGGAUGAAUGCAGAACAUGUACAAGAAUGUAAGAGAGUGGCUGACGUGAAAUGUUGAACUUCUAUGUUCCGCGCGUAAGUGAGAUGUGCAUUUCUAUACGAGACGGUCACUGUGGUUUCAAUAUGAAUCGAACAGGUAAUGAAGGACACUGCAUUAUUGCGGAUAAACUAGGGUUUUUGCAAUUUUCCUGUUCUUGGCUAUAGUUCAACGUGUGGCAAAAAUCGACGCGAAGGGAUCAUUGCUGUCGCUACGCCCAUGCUGAAUGGACUUGAACAAUAAUACAUAGGUGCUAGAGCAUAGGAUAUAUAAACACAAGACAAACCUCAGUUGAUCAGUUGCCAAAUGACCAAGGACCGCUAUGAUCCCACAGACUGUCAGAACACAACGUUCAUUUGCAGGGGCUAAAGACGAGAUUUAGCAGAUUGUGCCCACUCAAAUUAAAAUGGCACCUACAUUCUGUGGAGCAGUUUGUCGAUGACCAAUCAAUUCACAUGGAAAUUCAGCAACUCACGCAUGGCAUGUACCUGAUGGUAAUCGCAGAAAGCUGUAUUGUGGUGGGGGGGGGGGGCUCCUGAGGAUGGGAAACAUCAGUGAUGAGUGAUAUCUGAACUGGUCCUGGGCUCCCCCACCCCAACCCCUUCUCCAUCCAGCACACACACCACUGUGGUGAAGUAUGGUCAAACAACCUCCACGAUUGACAUGGGGUGGUAAGCCCCUCAUUUAUCAACAGAUUGACAAAGGGCUGUUGGUAAAGUAAUUAAUGUAGUUUUAUUGUAGACUUACACUGCUUUGUUUUGGCUUCUGUACCAGAAGCUCGCUCAGUUGUAUCAGUUAAGUGAAUUGCGAUUUCCUCAUUUAAUCAGUUUUCGGUGAUAACGUUCACAAAUGUUGUGACGCGGAGUAUAUUUCUUUGUGCAUGCGUGUAUUUGUUUCCCUGUCGGACACUCGUUACAUCGUCAGGAGCAGCAGCGUUUAAUGUGUCGCCAGCACGAAGCAUUGGAACUUUGGUCCAUGCUCAUUCCAUCAACCUGGUUUUGUCGUUGAACCACCUGAUUGUGUGCCAUGCCAAGACAGGUGUAUCGAUGAUGCAUUGCAAAAACCGAACACUUCAUGCGUGUGUUCAAGGGAAACGUGGAAUCGAUCGAUUUGAAUAGUAUUUUUCCACAAUAGAAGGACUGUCGGCGUACAUUUUAACGUGUUUUGACUUUCAAAACGGAGCAAUGUGUUCCGGUCGCUGUGCAAAUUGUGAUUAUGUAACAAAUAUUUCAAAUUGUUUUGAUUUAACGGAUUUCACAAAGCUUUGUCCAUUGUAUUGGAACUUGUUAUAGUGUUAUUUUUCAUCUUCUGAAGCACCGGUGGAUAAAUUCACUGUUUAUACCAUUGUUUUAAAUAUGUAUUUUGUCUUUUGAAAACUGUUAUGGGUACACUUAUUGAAAUAAUAUAUAUGUGUGUUUGUAUGUAACAAAAAUAUAUUUUUGACAAUGCGUAACGUACGUUUUAAAUUAUAACAUUGAAGUGAAAGCAACUUAGACAAGAAACUUUUAUGUCAACUAGAACUGGACGAUUCUCAUAAUUCCUAGCCUGAAAUCGUUUUUAUUUAUCUAAAGAACCUCGGAUCAGAUUCCUACUGGAUUGUGGGAAGAAUGGAAUUGUUGAGUCGUGUUGUGCAAAGCCUUGGCUUGGCUGGCCUCAUGGCUCACCAUUGAAACUUAUGGCUGAAUUUCGAUUUAAAGCUUUCGUGACUGCAGGGAUUCAUCUUCUUGGUUCUUUCGGUAAAGUCACGUAGAAGGGAAAUAAUAAAAUAAUAAAAAUAAAACAUAAUAAAAUAAUUCUCACGACGUUUCGGCCACAACGCAAGCAGCCGUUGUGGCUGAAACGUCGCGAGAAUUAUUUUAUUAUGUUUAUUUUUAUUAUUUUAGUAUUUCCCUUAUGGCUGAAUGUUUCAAUGGUGAUACCAGCCUUGGCUAGGCUAAGCAUAGCCAAAUCUUAGCCAAGCUAGAUUUGCAGUCGGAUUCCUUUCUAUUUGAAUGAUUCUUCCAUUGCAGAAUUAUUCCCUGUUAGAAUCCCAUUCAACAUUUAACGGAGAUUGUUUUUCAUGGGAAGCUCGCGUUAAACAAUCACUUCCCGUCGGAAUCGUCCAUAGGUGAAAUCAUAGGAAUACUGUAGUUUAUGAUUGCUCAGUUUUAAUGUUGACGUAAUUUAAAUGAAGUUGAGUACAUGCAUAGCAUACGUUUAUGGAAUACUGUAUCGUAUUUAAAACGGAGUGUUGUUUCUGACCAAACGAGUUUUUUCUAAGUUUAUUGGCAUAGCUGUGGGAUAGACAUUUGACAAAAAUAAUACGGUAUUCAGUACUUGAUGUAUAAAGUUGAGUUGCAGAGCAGCUAAGAAGCGUUGAGUUAAUUAACGAGUUCAUUCGUAUUUACUUGCAGUGUUGUGGUCGAGCGGUCUCCAUUAUGGCUAUUUAUAAAUUUACCCAAAGCACACACGUUGAUGCCUAUAAACAGCGAACACGAGAACGCUUGACACGAGAAAAAUUGUUGCACUGCAAAAUGUACAAAAUGCCCUUGUGUUCAAAUUGUUAUUGAUGCACAAGCGCAUUGGUCUGUGGUGUUUUUAUAUAUAUAAAACGCGUACAAUUUGGUUGUGGUUUUGUCUGUACCGUCGAAUAUAAUGAAUGGUGGCAUUGAUUGUAAAUCCUCCAUUUAUGGGAACACAAGAGGGCGUUUGGCAUUGACAUCUCGUCCACACACUGCGGCUGUUGUAUAUAACCAAUGCCCACAUCUUGCAGAAUACAACCAUUCUCAAACCAUGCACAAUCACAUCUGUGUUAACGUUUUCCAGCAUAGAAAUGUUUGUUGUGAUUAAGAAACUGUGGUAUUCAUAAUAAA